Molecule: messenger RNA, 3570 nt
Organism: Centrocercus urophasianus (Greater sage-grouse)
Lineage: Eukaryota; Metazoa; Chordata; Aves; Galliformes; Phasianidae
Gene: BRAF
Product: B-Raf proto-oncogene, serine/threonine kinase
Exons: 19
Coding region: 116-2341 (741 amino acids)
Biological process (GO): signal transduction; protein phosphorylation
Cellular component (GO): cytosol; plasma membrane; mitochondrion
Molecular function (GO): ATP binding; protein kinase activity
Source: RefSeq, a predicted model, not a curated record
GCUCUUCAACGGGGACGCGGAGCCCGAGCCGCCGCCGCCCGUGCUGGGCGCCUGCUAUGCCGGGAGCGGUGGCGGCGACCCGGCCAUCCCGGAGGAGGUGUGGAAUAUCAAACAGAUGAUUAAAUUAACACAAGAACAUAUAGAAGCGCUGUUAGACAAGUUUGGAGGAGAACACAACCCACCAUCAAUAUAUUUAGAGGCCUAUGAAGAGUACACCAGCAAACUAGAUGCUCUACAGCAGAGAGAACAGCAGUUAUUGGAAUCCAUGGGAAAUGGAACUGAUUUCUCUGUCUCCAGUUCAGCUUCAACAGACACAGUUGCAUCAUCUUCCUCCUCUAGCCUCUCUGUAGCACCUUCAUCCCUUUCAGUUUAUCAAAAUCCUACUGAUAUGUCGCGGAAUAACCCUAAGUCUCCACAGAAGCCUAUUGUUAGAGUCUUCCUGCCCAACAAGCAAAGGACUGUGGUUCCGGCAAGAUGUGGGGUGACAGUCCGAGACAGCCUGAAGAAAGCUCUGAUGAUGAGAGGUCUUAUUCCAGAAUGCUGCGCUGUUUACAGAAUACAGGAUGGAGAGAAGAAGCCAAUUGGCUGGGACACUGACAUUUCCUGGCUAACCGGAGAGGAGUUACAUGUGGAGGUCUUGGAGAAUGUGCCACUCACAACGCACAAUUUUGUACGAAAAACAUUCUUCACGUUAGCGUUCUGCGACUUCUGUCGAAAGCUGCUUUUCCAGGGAUUCCGAUGCCAGACGUGUGGCUACAAAUUUCACCAGCGCUGUAGUACAGAAGUGCCACUGAUGUGUGUUAACUAUGACCAACUCGAUUUGCUGUUUGUCUCCAAGUUCUUUGAACAUCACCCCAUAUCGCAGGAGGAGACCACCUUAGGAGAGACCACCCCGGCAUCAGGAUCGUACCCCUCCGUGCCCCCAUCAGAUUCUGUUGGACCACCAAUUCUCCCUAGUCCUUCUCCUUCAAAAUCCAUUCCAAUCCCACAGCCCUUCCGACCAGCAGAUGAAGACCAUCGGAAUCAGUUUGGGCAACGCGACCGAUCCUCUUCAGCUCCCAAUGUUCACAUCAAUACAAUCGAGCCAGUCAAUAUUGAUGACUUGAUUAGAGACCAGGGUGUACGAGGAGAGGGAGGUUCAACUGCAGGUUUGUCUGCAACACCUCCCGCAUCUUUGCCUGGGUCACUUACCAAUGUGAAAGCAUUACAGAAAUCACCGGGCCCCCAGCGGGAAAGGAAAUCAUCCUCAUCCUCAGAAGACAGAAAUAGAAUGAAAACCCUUGGUCGACGAGAUUCAAGUGAUGAUUGGGAAAUACCAGAUGGGCAGAUCACAGUUGGACAAAGGAUAGGAUCUGGAUCAUUUGGAACAGUCUACAAAGGAAAGUGGCAUGGUGACGUGGCAGUGAAAAUGUUGAAUGUUACAGCACCCACACCUCAACAGUUACAGGCUUUCAAAAAUGAAGUAGGAGUGCUCAGGAAAACACGGCAUGUGAAUAUCCUACUUUUUAUGGGUUAUUCAACAAAACCUCAGUUGGCUAUUGUUACACAGUGGUGUGAGGGGUCCAGCUUAUAUCACCAUCUGCACAUAAUUGAGACCAAAUUUGAAAUGAUCAAACUAAUUGAUAUUGCACGACAGACUGCACAAGGCAUGGAUUACUUGCACGCCAAGUCGAUCAUCCACAGAGACCUCAAGAGUAAUAAUAUUUUUCUUCAUGAAGACCUCACAGUAAAAAUAGGUGACUUUGGUCUGGCUACAGUGAAAUCACGAUGGAGUGGAUCUCAUCAAUUUGAACAGUUAUCUGGAUCGAUUCUGUGGAUGGCACCAGAAGUGAUCCGGAUGCAAGACAAAAACCCAUACAGCUUUCAGUCAGAUGUGUAUGCGUUUGGGAUUGUGCUUUAUGAACUGAUGACGGGGCAGUUACCAUACUCAAACAUCAACAACAGGGACCAGAUAAUUUUUAUGGUGGGACGAGGAUAUCUAUCUCCAGACCUCAGUAAAGUAAGAAGUAACUGUCCAAAAGCUAUGAAGAGACUAAUGGCAGAAUGCUUGAAAAAGAAAAGAGAUGAGAGACCUCUUUUUCCACAGAUUCUUGCCUCCAUUGAGCUUCUGGCCCGGUCGUUGCCAAAAAUUCACCGCAGUGCAUCUGAGCCGUCACUAAACCGGGCUGGUUUCCAGACCGAGGAUUUUAGUCUGUAUGCUUGUGCUUCUCCAAAAACACCCAUCCAAGCAGGGGGAUACGCUGCUGGGACUGGGGAAAAGUCCUGCUCCCUGCUGCUUGCCACCCUUGAGACUCCUCUGGGAGCCCGUGCUGCUAGAGCAGGUCUGCAAGUGUUCAGGUAAGGGAGCCGGCCCGUCUGCUCCGCAGUCCCCCCAGCUCCUUUGGGGUUCCCCUGCCAGCCCUUUGCCCAUGACUCCCCACCCUGCCACAGCUCUCCUGGCGGCCUCCCAGGGCUGGACAGAUGACACUUUAGCACCUGCAAAAAGUCAUCAGCUGCCUCAUUGGAUCCAUUUCCCUCUGUCAAAACACACGUGCAGACUGGCCGCUGUUGCCUUCCAUGACUCUGCCUUGUUUUGAAGGAGCAGGUAUACCUGCUUGUAACCAGUCACGCACUGGUUGCCCUGUCUCUUUCUUACUUGAGCGUGUGCUGCUCUUCCUAGGUUAGGAAAGGGGCAGCAGUCUCACUUGGGGUUCUGCAGGAGGCUUACUGCAUACUUUUGUUAAACGGGGUGGAAGGUGCUGCACUCGGUCGUUGGACCCUGUGGGGAAGUAAGAAAGGACUGGCACGUUUAAAAUUUAUAGAUACAGAGAUCUGUAUCCUUUAAACUUGAUUAUUUUUAUACACAGUCAAGACAUUGGCAUUACCUCAUAAUACAGAGGCUUGUUUAUGGGAGGCAAACUAGUAAGGAGAGGAAAGGGAAAUUCAUAUACAGAUUUGAUUUCUUGGUUUCUUAGUGCAAUGAAACGUACGUCCCACCCAUUUGAACUGUGCUAACACAACAUUCCUCUCUGCUGUGUUUUGUUGACCACCAGAGGUUUGUGAGGGGCUUACGACGACAAAAUAAAAGGUCCAGUCCAGUUACUUAAAAAAAAGCAAUUGUGCUAGUAGAUUUCCAUGGCUGCUUUUCAAAAAUCUUACAAUGGAGUAAUUGUUUGGAAACUUGUAUUUAUUUUCUAAUUCAUAACAAAAUGUUUAUUUUCAGUUUUCUGUUACGUAGAAGGUCAUGGCAACCCCCCUUCUUUCCCUCUCGAGUCUCCCCUGUAAUUGCCAAUACAACUUAUUUUUCUUGUUUGUUCCCUUCCCCUUUACUUUUGUUGUCCCUUCAUUUGUAUUUUGGAGUUUUUUCUCAUGUAAAUUUGUACAAUGGGAAAUAUUGUCCAGUUUGGUUAGAGAGCAUGGAGACUUAAAACAUAUUAAAAUUUGAUAGCUGAAUUCAGAUUAAAGAAAACUAUUUCUGUGUAAAGUUAUUUAAAGAACUCUGUAUUAUAUAAAAGGCAAAAAGUUCUAUGUACUUGAUGUGAAUAUGAGAAUACUGCUAUAAUAAAGAUUGACUGCAUGGAAAAGUCUGAA